AUGACCCCAGCCACCUCUAACAAGGGAGACAGGUUGAGCAGAAACACACAGAGUGUGAGCCUAGCGGACACCAGCAGCUCUACAUACCACUCUGCUCUACCUACCCCUGCCCCUCGCAUUAUAAGACAAACACAGAGACCUGCUUCUGAGAGAGAGUCUGUCAGUGAGACUACAGCAGUCCCACUGUCGGGCGUUAAUGAAGAAACCUCCAAAUUGGACCUAGUGCAGAGGAGGAGAGGGCUACCUACUGGCCAUGAAGACACAAUGCCUAGAGCAAACAGUUUCUUCACCUCCUCCUUGAGACAGCGUUCCAAGAGCGCCACGAGCAGAGCCCACACAGGGACGAGAAACAAGGAGAUGAAUGCAGAAGGAAAAGGAGGGGAGUGUUUGGUGGCCAAGAACCCUCAUCAGGAGUCUGUCAGAAGGCAAGAGGUAAAACCAGAGCAGGCCACAUUUAAAGGCCUGAAGGAAAACCAACCACAACCCUCACCUCAGGAGAGAAAAGUACAAACAGAGGUAGAAGUCGUGGAGGAGACAGGACUGAAGGGAGGAGAGAAAAGGGAUGGGCAGAGUGAGGGAAAUGAGGAGAAGGAUCAGGAGCAGGAGAGGAGGAGUGAAGCUGCGCACCACUUCUGCGCACCACUUCUCAGUCUGAAGUAUCGCUUGGAGAAGGACCAAGAAUUCAGGGUUAAGUGUCAUAUUGUCUCAACAACUGCAGAACCAGUCAAAGGCGAAAUUGGCACAAGUUCAAAGGUCAGGGGUGACUUGGAAAAUAAGGCUUCGAGGAAGGGCCCGUCACAAGUGUCUGACUGCCCCCCCCAUACACCCCUGACAGAAACAGACUCAACGAGAACCAAGAUGAUGAUGAUGAUACUGACCUGGUAGUAGAUGCCUUUGCAGACCCAGGUAACAUACAGUGCCUUGCGAAAGUAUUCGGCCCCCUUGAACUUUGCGACCUUUUGCCACAUUUCAGGCUUCAAACAUAAAGAUAUA
Molecule: messenger RNA, 993 nt
Organism: Oncorhynchus keta (chum salmon)
Lineage: Eukaryota; Metazoa; Chordata; Actinopteri; Salmoniformes; Salmonidae
Exons: 2
Coding region: 1-885 (294 amino acids)
Source: RefSeq, a predicted model, not a curated record